Messenger RNA from Micromonas pusilla CCMP1545, 306 nucleotides. RefSeq lists its product as uncharacterized. NCBI's taxonomy places the organism in Eukaryota, Viridiplantae, Chlorophyta, Mamiellophyceae, Mamiellales, Mamiellaceae. The coding region runs from base 1 to 306 and encodes 101 amino acids. Gene Ontology annotation, molecular function: mRNA (2'-O-methyladenosine-N6-)-methyltransferase activity; RNA polymerase II C-terminal domain binding. The transcript has a single exon. The record is from RefSeq and is a predicted model, not a curated record.
AUGCAAGGCGCGAUCCCUCCCGCGGUCGCGGAGGCUCUCAGCGACAACUUCGGGGCCUCGCACGAGUGCUUCGCGAGCCCGUUGAAUCACCACUAUCAGGACUACUUCAGCGCGUUUCCAGACACCGAUCGCUGGUUCGGCUCGCACGGCAGCUUCUUCGAGUCGUACCCGAAAGAGGGGUCGUUCGAGUGCAACCCGCCUUUCGCGGGUUUGACCGCGCAGCAGAUCGGGAACCACAUCGACCGCCUCCUUCGAUCGACGGAUCGCCCGCUGUCGUUCACCGUUUUCGUCCCGAAGCAGACGUAA